UUUUUUAACUUUUUUCAUUACGAUUAAAAUAUAUUUGUCAUCAUCAUUAUUAUUUUGCCUGCUGUCAAGUUAUUCCAAAAUUAGGAGUAAUGAGCGUGGAUGCUUUGGGAAACUCAAUGAUGGACCCUGCGUUUUCCAAACGGAGCACGGCGCUGAGAUUAGUUGACUUGGCAGGGGCUCACCACCACCAUCAUCACCACCAUACCCCUCAGAGCGUGACAGGCAUCCCGGGGUUCAGAAGCCAUCCACAUUCAAUGGCACACACGCACCCUGGGGAGAUUACUGCAGAACCCCGCCUGGGGCCGAGUCCAUUCGGGCCAGAACACAUGGGGCACACCGCGGCCCUCAAAAUCAGCCCAGCCCAUCAUUAUCCUCACCACCAUCACCACCACAAUCAUCAUAUGGCAGGCCACAGUGAAGUGGUCUCCAGUCAAACGGGAGCUUUUGGGCCGCUCCAGCCUACGGCAGUUCCAUACUCUAUGUCUCACACGGCCCAGGCGCUGUCGGCAGGUAGGGAUUUCCUCAUUCGAAGGGAUCUGACAGCUCAAGCCAUGCCAGGGCUGACCGAGCAGACUCCUGCUACAGCUUCUCACCACGGAAUGUUUGUCUCAACAACAGGUAGCUAUCCCGGACACUAUGGUCAUCACCCCGACGCUGGAAACCAUACCCUCUUCCCUGGACUCCAUCACGAGCAGGCAGCAAACGGAGCUCCAGGUGGCCAAGCCUUGAAUGGACAAAUACGGUUAGGGAUACCUGGAGAAAUGUACGUUCGGUCUGAUCACUUGAGUCAAGUGGCAGGCUCUAGGACUGAUCCGUUCGCUGCCUCACCUUUGCACGGCUACGGCGGCAUGAAUCUGAACAUGAAUCUCAGCGCCCACCACCACGGAGCCGGCGCUUUUUUCCGUUACAUGAGGCAACCGAUAAAGCAAGAGCUUAUCUGCAAGUGGCUGGAGCCAGAGCUCGCGGCGAAAAAACUCUGCUCUAAAACUUACACCACCAUGCACGAGCUGGUUACACAUGUUACAGUGGAGCAUGUUGGUGGACCGGAGCAGGCAAAUCAUGUCUGCUUUUGGGAAGAGUGUCCCCGGGAAGGAAAGCCUUUUAAAGCAAAGUACAAACUUGUAAAUCACAUCAGAGUACACACCGGCGAGAAACCCUUCCCGUGCCCAUUUCCGGGCUGUGGCAAAGUGUUUGCUCGAUCGGAAAACCUUAAAAUUCACAAAAGGACGCACACAGGUGAAAAACCUUUUAAGUGCGAGUUUGACGGUUGCGACAGACGCUUCGCCAACAGCAGUGACCGAAAGAAGCACUCCCACGUGCACACCAGCGAUAAGCCUUACAACUGCAAAGUGAGGGGAUGUGACAAAUCCUACACGCACCCGAGCUCCCUGAGAAAGCACAUGAAGGUGCACUGCAAAUCCCCGCCUCCGAGCUCGGGCUACGAAUCUUCGACUCCCUCCCUCGUGUCGCCCUCUUCGGACUUGGGUCGAGACCCGGCUUCCUCCACUCACUCCGAGCCGCUGUCCUCUCAAGCUGCCAAUUUAAGCGAGUGGUACGUUUGUCACAGCUCGGGGGCCAGCGGCACCCAGACCCCUCCCAGCAACUCGUCUUCACCUGACCCCGCUGAUGGGCCUCCGUACAGAGACCCGGAGUCCGGGGACAGGUACUAACAAGGCUGUUGACCCCAGAAAAACCCAUACUUCAUGUCCAAAAUGCCCUAAUGAGAAUCAAUACGUCGAGCAGCUCUGUUUCAAAUGAUUGCUUAGUUACGUAAUGCACUGGCACAUGUACAAAUACUGAAACUGUUGAUUUUUUUUUUUUUACGAAAAUGAACUAAUAUUCUGAAUGAUAUUUUCAGAGAUAUCUUGUACCCAUUCAUCAUGAGCAUGUUGCUGUAUUUUAUGGAAAUGUAUUUUCGCUUUCAGUAUUUCAUUAAUUUAUUUUUAAAACUGACAUGAACGUUUUUUUGUAUUAUCGAACCAAAGUGUUUCAAUAGACGAUGCUGUACAUUUGUAAAUGGUGACGUUUUCAUGUGUGGUGUUAAUAGCAAUUUUGUAAAGUUAAGUCGUCGAGGGAAAUAUUUUGUAUCGUUUACUACUGGCUUGGAUAAAAUAAUAAUUGAAACAAUUUCAUACAGGAUAGAAUCCUCCAUGUGUGCUGUCAGUCGAGAAGACCGCCAUUUUGGUAGCAUUGUAAUAGUAUUUAAUAUUAUUGGCAUUACAUUCAUGAUUUCUGCUAUUUUGAAUUAAUGUGGGCGAUUUUUGUGCUUUUGUAAUACACUUGUUAAGAAUUCAAUUUUUUACGACAAUGUGAAUUCAGAAUAUUGAGACGACCGGAAAGUGUACCAAAUAGCCUUGUACUUUGUCAGUAUUUUGAAUAAAUAGUAUAUGAUAGUAUUGUCAAACGCAUAAGCUCUCUUGCAAUAUUGUUUCAGACGGGGACAGAAUGAAAAGUCGAAAAAAUGCAUACAACGUACACAGUUUUAAAUGCCUGAAAUUGAACUCGUGCAAUAAUUGAUUUACCUGCUUAUGUAUGGACACUUUUUCAUACUCAAAAUAUUAUAGCAAUGUACUUGCCAUUACAUUUUUGCAAGCCAGGAAGCCCUAUGGCUCCAGUAUGCUUCACAUAGGCCUACUGGAGUCCUGA
This is a messenger RNA of Megalops cyprinoides (Indo-Pacific tarpon), 2646 nucleotides long. RefSeq names its product zic family member 4 (gene zic4). Gene Ontology annotation, molecular function: DNA-binding transcription factor activity, RNA polymerase II-specific; RNA polymerase II cis-regulatory region sequence-specific DNA binding. Lineage: Eukaryota; Metazoa; Chordata; Actinopteri; Elopiformes; Megalopidae. The record is from RefSeq and is a predicted model, not a curated record. Gene Ontology annotation, cellular component: nucleus. Gene Ontology annotation, biological process: central nervous system development; regulation of transcription by RNA polymerase II. The coding region runs from base 90 to 1670 and encodes 526 amino acids. The transcript has 2 exons.